Emiliania huxleyi CCMP1516 is the source of this 1290-nucleotide messenger RNA. RefSeq lists its product as hypothetical. The record is from RefSeq and is a predicted model, not a curated record. Gene Ontology annotation, molecular function: metallocarboxypeptidase activity; zinc ion binding. NCBI's taxonomy places the organism in Eukaryota, Haptophyta, Isochrysidales, Noelaerhabdaceae. Gene Ontology annotation, biological process: proteolysis. Bases 1 to 1290 code for a protein of 429 amino acids. The transcript has 2 exons.
AUGCUGCCCGCCUUCUUGUUGUCGCUGGCCAGUGGCGAGGGCGGUGGCAACACCCACUACUUUGCCCCCGGCAACAACCACCACGACCAGGCGGUGGCGGGCUUCGAGGACGCCGUGCCGCUCUUCGACUACUGGACCUCGCCCUCGCUGGGCAGCCCGUUCGACGUGCGUGUGCUCGCCUCCUCGGUGAGCGAGAUUCGGGCGCGGCUGGCAAGCCACUUCGUCUCCGUCGAGGUGGUCGUGCCGGACAUCCAGACGCUGGUCGACAACGAGGCGGCUGGCCGCUCGUCCAGCCGCUCUAACCGGUGGCUGCCGGGCGAGUACCACUCGACCGACCAAAUCAACACCUACUUCCGAGACACGGCGGUGCCCAACUACACCCACAUCGCCUCCACCUUCUCCAUCGGCACGAGCACCGAGGGGAGGGACCUGCAGGUGGUUCGCAUCACGGGCGGGCCAAAGAACACGACCUGCAGCUACACUCCUGCGCCGGCAUGCAAGCCCUCGUACAACGGCAAGCCCGCCAUCUGGUUCCAGUCCACGAUCCACGCCCGCGAGUGGCUGACGGGCGCCUCGGCCGAGGUGAUGGUCGACAAGAUCCUAAAGGACUACGCGACCGACGCCUCGAUCAGACAGAUGGUCGACUCGCUCGACCUCUACUUCCUCAUCAUCGCCAACCCCGACGGCUACGAGUACUCUCGCGAAACCGACCGCUGGUGGCGGAAGACGCGCUCGCCGAACGCGGGUUCCUCUUGCGUCGGCACGGACCCAAACCGAAACUGGGCGCACCGCGCGUGGGGCGGCGUGCCCGGCUCGAGCACGAACCCGUGCAGCGAUGUCUACCACGGCUCGCGGGCAGGCUCGGAGCCCGAAGUGGAGAGGAUCCAGCAGUUCGUCACCCAGUUCGGCACCGAGGCGGACGGCUCCUCGCACUUCAAACUCUUCAUCGAUUACCACACCUAUUCGCAAAUGUGGCUCUACCCGUGGGGCUACCUGUACUCCGCGGCGCCUCACGACGACGAGCACGACGCCCUGUCGGCGGCGGCCGUCGCGGCGAUCCGCGGAGUGCACGGCAAGCAGUACACGUAUGGUCCGGCAGCCUCGACCAUCUACGUGACGACUGGCGACAGCACCGAUUGGGCGUACGACCCGAUCGAGGCGCGACCUCCCACACCUGACUGGGCCUACAUCAAGCACGCGUACACCAUCGAGGGCCGCGACACCGGCGGGUAUGGCUUCGUCGCGCCGGCCUCCGAGAUUGCGGCGGGAGGGUCCCUUUCAACCCCUUGA